GCGGAGGGCGGCGGGGGCCGCGCCGGGAGCUCGCGCGUCCGCUGGAGCGCAGUCCACUAUGACCCUCCUCGCCCUCGGCUCUGGAAGACGGCUGGGCUUCGUGCAUCGCUCGGGGGCGGUUUUCUUGCAAACCUUGCUUUGGAUUUUAUGCGCUGCUGUCUGCGGAUCGGAGCAGUAUUUCAAUGUGGAGGUGUGGCUGCAGAAGUACGGCUACCUGCCCCCCACGGGCCCCCGGAUGUCGGUGCUGUGCUCGGCGGAGACCAUGCAGUCCGCCCUGGCCGCCAUGCAGCAGUUCUACGGCAUCAACAUGACGGGCAAGGUGGACAGGAACACCAUCGACUGGAUGAAGAGGCCCCGGUGUGGGGUGCCCGACCAGACGAGAGGCAGCUCCAAAUUCAGCGUCCGCCGGAAGCGAUACGCGUUAACCGGCCAGAAGUGGCAGCACAAGCACAUCACCUACAGCAUAAAGAACGUGACUCCGAAGGUAGGGGACCCCGAGACCCGCAAAGCAAUCCGCCGGGCCUUCGACGUGUGGCAGAACGUGACCCCCCUGACCUUCGAGGAAGUGCCCUACAGCGAGCUGGAAAACGGCAAGCGAGACGUGGACAUUACCAUCAUUUUUGCAUCUGGUUUCCACGGGGACAGCUCGCCCUUCGACGGAGAGGGGGGGUUCCUGGCGCACGCCUACUUCCCUGGGCCAGGGAUCGGGGGAGACACUCACUUUGACUCGGACGAGCCGUGGACGCUAGGAAAUCCGAACCACGACGGAAACGACCUGUUCCUCGUGGCCGUCCACGAGCUGGGCCACGCCCUGGGCCUGGAGCACUCCAACGACCCCACGGCCAUCAUGGCCCCGUUCUACCAGUACAUGGAGACCGACAACUUCCAGCUCCCCAGCGACGACCUGCAGGGCAUCCAGAAGAUCUACGUGUACGCGUCGGCGGUUGGGAGGUUUACGGACCAGUGGUUCUGGCGCGUGAGGAACAGCAGGGUCAUGGAUGGGUACCCCAUGCAGAUCACUUACUUCUGGCGCGGCCUGCCUCCGGGGAUCGACGCCGUGUACGAAAACAACGAGGGGAACUUCGUCUUCUUCAAAGGUAACAAGUUCUGGGUGUUCAAGGACACGACGCUCCAGCCCGGCUACCCUCACGACCUGAUCACCCUCGGGAGCGGAAUCCCCCCUCACGGCAUCGACUCGGCCAUUUGGUGGGAGGACGUUGGGAAAACCUAUUUCUUCAAGGGGAACAGGUACUGGAGAUACAGUGAGGAGAUGAAGACCAUGGACCCCGGCUACCCCAAGCCCAUCACCGUCUGGAAGGGCAUCCCCGACGCCCCGCAGGGAGCCUUCGUUCACAGGGAGCACGGCUUCACCUAUUUCUACAAAGGAAAGGAGUACUGGAAGUUCAACAACCAGAUCCUCAAGGUGGAGCCCGGGUACCCCAGGUCCAUCCUGAAGGACUUCAUGGGCUGUGACGGCCCCACGGACAGACACACAGAGGGACGCAGCCCGCCGGGCGACGUGGACAUUGUCAUCAAGCUGGACAACACCGCGGGCACGGUGCGGGCCGUGGCCAUCGCCAUCCCCUGCGUCCUGGCGCUGUGUCUGCUGGUGCUGGUGUACACCGUGCUCCGGUUCAAGCGCAAAGGGACCCCCCGCCACAUACUGUACUGCAAGCGCUCCAUGCAGGAGUGGGUGUGAGCCUGCGCCCGGGCGC
Messenger RNA from Miniopterus natalensis, 1715 nucleotides. Lineage: Eukaryota; Metazoa; Chordata; Mammalia; Chiroptera; Miniopteridae. The record is from RefSeq and is a predicted model, not a curated record.